Messenger RNA from Arabidopsis arenosa, 1013 nucleotides. NCBI's taxonomy places the organism in Eukaryota, Viridiplantae, Streptophyta, Magnoliopsida, Brassicales, Brassicaceae. The record is from the annotation of a GenBank genome assembly.
UUGAAACGUCAAGUUACAACCAAAUUCCAAUGAAAUUCCACUCUACCUCCGUGUUACAACUUUUCAUAAUAUCGAGUUGUAUAGUAUAUGGUGAAGUUACAAGUCAUGAAAUAACAUUUUAUUUGCAAAAUAAAUGUUCAUUUCCGAUUUGGCCGGCCGUUGCCCCCAACUCCGGCCAUCCGGUGCUAGCCUCCGGUGGAUUUUACCUACCAUGCGGAGGUAUUAAACGCAUUGAUGCUCCUUGGGGUUGGAAUGGUCGCAUUUGGGCUAGAACAGGCUGUGACUUCACUUCAAACUGGAAACAAGCUUGUGAAACAGGUGAUUGUGAUGGACAUUUGGAGUGUAAUGGAUUGAUCGGAAAACCUCCGGCAACCCUUAUUCAAAUUGCUGUACAAGCCGACAAAUCUAAACUUAAUUUCUACGAUGUAAGCCUCGUGGACGGUUAUAAUCUCCCUGUCGCAGUGAACUCAAAACCCGUAUCAUCCAAAUGCAACAUCUUAGGAUGCCAUAAAGAUCUCAAAACCACAUGUCCUGAAGAACUACAGGUCUUGAACGAAGAGGGACAAAUCGUGGCUUGCAAGAGUGCAUGCUUAGCAUUUGAUAACGAUAGGUUUUGUUGCCGGAAUGCAUAUGGAACGCCGGAGAAGUGCAAAAGAAACACGUACUCUAUGUUGUUUAAAGAAGCUUGUCCCAAUUAUUACAGUUAUGCCUACGACACACCUCCUCCUUUGGUCACUUGCUCCGCCAAGGAAUAUCUUAUCACAUUUUGUCCAUCAAAUUGGGGUCAUAGUUCCACGUAAAAACCUUUAAAAAAUACGACACAGACGAUAUUACAUGUAUUGAAUCUAUUGUAAAGUAGAGUGAAAAAAAAAAAGAAUCUAUUGUAAAGUCUUGAGUUUAUUACUUUAUUUACUCAUGAACCUAUGAUUUGUAUAAUUCGCUUAGAUUCUCUAAUUUUCCUUUUAUUGGGCCUUGUAGCCCAGAGUAUGUGUUAAUAGAAUGUGAGAUGUGAU